AUGGCUCUCUCAUCCUUCUCGCCAGCGGCCCCGUGCACCGCACCGACCUUCUCCUCCAUCUCCCUCUUCGGCGCCCAAAUCCUACACACAACCGCAACCCCCGUAACAAACUACCCGCAAACCAACAGCAUCAUCUCCCCCAUCCUCCGCGACGCACAACCCCCGGUCAUCGUGCAGAAUGCGUCCUUCUGCAACGUAACUGUAACAUACACGCACCCCGGCCGAGACGACGCUCUCACCGCUGAGAUCUGGCUCCCUUCUCUGCCAGCGGGCUGGAAUGGGAGAUUGCAGUCUGUUGGUGGUGGUGGGUGGACGGCAGGGCGGUCUUUGUCGUCGUAUGCGAGUAUGGCUGGGGCCGUCUAUGAAGGGUAUGCGACGGCGACGACGGAUGGCGGAAUUCCUCCGGGGACGGGCCCGGAGAGCUGGGGGCUUGUCAGUGAGGGGAAUUUGAACACUGUUGCGUUGGAGAAUUUCGGGGACAGGUCGUUGGGGGAUCUGGCCAUCCUCGCCAAAGCCGCCAUCCGCGCAUACUACGCUCAAGACCCGCUCUACUCGUACUGGACGGGAUGCUCAAACGGCGGCCGGCAAGCCAGCAUCCUGGCGCAGCAGUAUCCGUCCGCAUACGACGGGAUCCUCGCGGCCGCGCCGGCACUACACUGGCCGCAGAUCGCCAUCACGCGGGCCUGGCCGUCGUUCUACAUGGAUCUGACAAAGCAGUACCCGCGGAAAUGCGAAAUGGAGGCGUUGACGCGGUUUGCCAUUGCCCAGUGCGACGCGCUUGACGGGGUACAGGAUGGGCUUAUUUCGGACCCGGAGAAAUGUCGGAAGCGGUUUCGACUGCGGGAGUUUCUGGGAAAGUCUAUCCUCUGUUCAGAGGUUGGUGAAAAGAUUCGCAUUAGCGCUGCGGCGGUUGAUGUGACGCGCGCGCUGCUCGCUGGCCCGCGGUUCGCGAACGGCGACUUUUUGUGGUUUGGGUACGAGCCUGGGACGGAUCUGUCGGCGCUUGUGGUGUUGGAUCCAGCCUGUACUGGACACGGAGGAGGGGCAUGCACUCCUGCCUCUGUAACGGACCCGCUGACACCUCUGAGCUGGUGGAAGACGUUUGUGCUCAAGAAUAACGAGGCCAAUGUCACAAGCUUGACGCACGCGCAGUACGAUCAGCUGUACCUUACGUUGAAGAAGGUCCUUGUCCCCGUGGCAGCUACAGAGCCCCGCAUAACCGAUUUCCAGAGGGCUGGUGGGAAGAUGCUUACAUUCCAUGGGCUGGCGGAUAAUGCAAUUACUCCCGAGAGUACACUGCACUACUUCCAAGAGGUAUCCUCGGCCCUCGAUAACGUGCCUGAUUUCUACCGCUACUACCGUGUUCCUGGCCUGGAGCAUUGCUCUGGUGGAUCAGGCGGCCAGCCAGUUCACCUGUUCGACCAGCUGCGGGCCUGGGUGGAGAAAGGGACAGCCCCCGGUGCCAGCGCGGUGACGGUCACGCUGCCCAGCAAUGGAACAAUGGAGCAGCUUAUCUGCCCCUAUCCGCAAAAGGCAGUCUACCAGCGCGGCUGUGGUAGGCGUUCCUCGUCUGAAGGGUGCUGGAAGUGUACGUGA
Aspergillus calidoustus is the source of this 1596-nucleotide messenger RNA. NCBI's taxonomy places the organism in Eukaryota, Fungi, Ascomycota, Eurotiomycetes, Eurotiales, Aspergillaceae. The record is from the annotation of a GenBank genome assembly.